Messenger RNA from Gymnodraco acuticeps, 1298 nucleotides. RefSeq names its product phosphoglycerate mutase 1-like. Gene Ontology annotation, molecular function: intramolecular phosphotransferase activity. Gene Ontology annotation, biological process: glycolytic process. The transcript has 4 exons. The record is from RefSeq and is a predicted model, not a curated record. NCBI's taxonomy places the organism in Eukaryota, Metazoa, Chordata, Actinopteri, Perciformes, Bathydraconidae. The coding region runs from base 162 to 926 and encodes 254 amino acids.
CUAACCAAUCCGCGGAAUAAAAGUACUCAGAGGUUCGACAGCACAGGAGUGGACCUGUGUUAUUUUUCUAAAGAGGAGAGUUGUCACAUUCACAGCCUUUGCAUCCUGUUUUAAAACACAUUUUGUCUAAUUUCUUCACCCAAGGCAUAGUAUUGUCAAUCAUGGCUGUCUACAAAUUAGUGUUGAUCCGCCACGGAGAGAGCAACUGGAACCAGGAGAAUCGCUUCUGCGGCUGGUUCGAUGCAGAUCUGAGUGAAACCGGGGAAAAGGAGGCGAAGAGAGGAGGACAGGCCUUGAAAGAUGCUAGCUUUGAGUUUGACAUUUGCUACACCUCCGUUCUGAAGCGGGCCACCAGAACACUGUGGUUGGUCCUGGAUGCCAUUGACCAGAUGUGGGUGCCGGUGCACCGGACCUGGCGGCUCAAUGAGCGCCACUACGGGGGCCUGACAGGGCUAAACAAGGCAGAGACAGCCGCCAAGCAUGGAGAGGCUCAAGUGAAGAUCUGGAGGCGCUCAUUCGAUACCCCACCUCCUACCAUGGGACCAGACCAUGACUACUACAGUAUCAUCAGCAAGGAUCGGCGCUAUGCGGACCUGAGUGAGGACCAGCUUCCUUCCUGUGAGAGCCUUAAGGACACCAUCGCACGAGCUCUGCCCUACUGGAACGAGGAGAUUGCACCUCAGAUCAAACAGGGAAAGAGGGUCCUCAUCGCUGCCCAUGGAAACAGUCUGAGGGGGAUUGUAAAGCACCUUGAGGGAAUGUCUGAUGAAGCCAUCAUGGAGCUGAACCUGCCAACAGGCAUCCCCAUCCUCUACGAGCUGGACAAGAACCUGAAGCCUGUGAAGCCUAUGCAGUUCCUGGGAGACGAGGAGACCGUACGCAAAGCCAUGGAGGCCGUGGCUGCUCAAGGAAAGGCCAAGAAAUAAAGACACAGAAAAGUCCUCUCUGUGAACAGAAAAGGCUGCCCCUAACAACUGAUCACAUACGUGUUUUCCUUAUACCUUGUUUAUUUUGGAUUGUAAUACAUGAUGAGUACACUGUAGGUUAUUGUCAAACACACCCUUACUCUACUUGCACAGUGUAGGGAUAGUAGAUAGUAAACCAUUGGGAUAUGUUAGGGCAAGGGAGCCACAGCUCUCAAGAGAUUGGAAAUAUGUAUUGCUUUAACGGCCCAUCAAUAUGACAAUCUUUAAGAAAUCAGAAUUGAACUGUAAUGGCUAGAACUGCUAAUACAUGCUGUUUAUCUGUGUAUUUGAAUAAGUACUUGAAUAAAUGAAUGACCCUUUGAAUAAUGAAAA